AUGCGAUUUUCGGGGGCCUUCGGGACAACAAAAGAGAUUCAGCGGGAGGAGGUUGAGGGGAGAUUGGCUGAAGCGAAUGAGGGUUUGAAUGCGGGAGAGAAGGUUAUAUGGGGGAUGGGAGAGGCGAGUGGGGGGUUGCAGGACCUGGUUGCGGGUUUGGAAGGGAGUAGAGAGGCGUUGGGAGAAGGGAGGAGGGUUCUGGUAGAGCGGAUUGAGGGUUUAAGGGAGAGGAUUGCAGAGGCGGAGAGAUGGGUUGCUGAGGCGGAGAGGGGAAGGGAUGUUGUGGCGGCAAAGGCGGCUGCCAGGGUGGCGGAGGCCGAGGGUGACGUGGCGGAGAAGCGCGCUGAGCUGGCGCUGGCAAACCAGGAGCUGGCGGUGCGCGCGGGAAAGAUUGCUGAGCUGUCAUGGCAACUGGAGUUGGCCAAGGCUACUGUGAAGCACCAAGCGGACCUCAUUUCAAUGCUUGACAUGGCGUGUGUGCUGAGGGGGGAAGAGAUGAGGAAGUUUGGGGCGGCAGAGGAAGAGGCCUUGGAACGAAUGAUUGGCAGAGAAUUAGGUGGGUUGGUUGUGGUGCGCCUUAGGAUAUUGAUUUCUUAA
Messenger RNA from Closterium sp. Yama58-4, 597 nucleotides. Lineage: Eukaryota; Viridiplantae; Streptophyta; Zygnematophyceae; Desmidiales; Closteriaceae. The record is from the annotation of a GenBank genome assembly.